AUGCUUCCCUACCUCUUUCCUGACCUCUCUGCCUUUCCCACUGUCGCUGACCUCAUUACGCACCUCCGCACUAGUGACACUCGCUACCGCGCCGCCCUUCCUGCUGAGUUCUGCGCUAAGAACCCACCCCCCAUGUACAUCGCUCUCUACUACAUAGUCGCGCGCCUCCCUGACUCCCUUCGCGUCGUCAGGGACCACUUUCUCGCAGUCUGUCCCACCACCCUCACCGUCGACCUCCUCGAGAAGGCCCUCCUCGCAGCGGAGAAGAGCAUAGUCGCUGUAGGUGCUUCUCGUGGUGACCCUCGCACCCCCAUCUUUGAGGGGUGCUCUCCUUCCCCCCUGCUGCCCUCUGUUGCCUCUGCUGCUGCUGCCGACCUGCUUGGUCUUGAGUCGGUCGGCGCGGCGUCUGCCCCUAGUGGGAGACGUCGCUCCAGCAAGGGCAAGGGGGGCAAGGGCGCGGGUGGAGCUGGAGGGGGCGGUGGCGGUGGCGGCGGUGGCGGCGGAGGGAGUGGGGGUGGCGGCGGGACUAGUGGCGGGGGUGGUGGUGGUGGUGGCAGCAGCGGCGGAGACGGUGGUGGUGGUGCCAGCGGUGGUGGUGGAGGCAGCGGCGGAGGUGGAGGCGGCGGAGGUGGAGGCGGUGGAGGCGGCAGCGGAGGAGGCGGUGGUGGUGGAGGAGGUGGAGCUGGUCGGGGUGGUACCCAGCAGCGUAGCGGCGGUGGUGGUGGCCAGCGCUCGCAGCGGCAGCAGCAGCAGCGCUCGCGGGACAUCCCUCCGCCUCAGCAGCUUCGUGAGUGGUACGCUGGGCGUCAGAGGGGUGGGGGUAGUGGUCCCUGCACCUACGUUCUUCGUUCCGGCGACCGCGCGGCGAUCUUUGAUCUUGAUUUUGAUGCUAUCCUUGCUGCUAUGUAUGCUGUGACUUAUAGUGAGGAGAAUGAGGGUUACCGGUGUUUCCAGCCCGACCCGGGCAUUGGUACUGCUGCGCUAGGUGCUUGUGAGGCUGCUGCUCUAGGUGCCAGUGCGUCUGCGCUCUCAGGUACUGGUGAGACUGCGCUCUCAGGUACUGCGUCGUCCUCGUCCUCCCUCACUUUCACACUUGACUCCGGGGCUUCUCGCUCCUUCUUUCGAGACCGCACUACCCUUACGCCGCUCGGCCGGCCGGUUGCAGUCUCCCUUGCUGACCCCUCUGGGGGUCCUGUCCUGUCUCACUUCUCCACUGUCCUCCCGUGUCCGGCUGCCCCUUCGGGCACCCUGUCUGGUCUCUACCUUCCCUCGUUCUCUACGAACUUGGUGAGUGGCGCGGACCUGCAGGAUGUGGGGGUUCACCAGUUCACUCCUGCGAGUCAGCGGGUGACCCACUGCACGGAGGCACGCACAGGCCGACACCUGGCCACGUUCUCGCGUCGGCCGGGGUCGAGUCUCUACACCCUGACCGUUGAGUCUCCUCCUGUCCCUGCGUCUGGUCAGGUGGCUGCGUCAGGUCAGGUGCUUGCUGCUGCGUCCCGGUCAGGUCCUGAGUCUGCCCCCUGUUCUUGUCGCCUCCUGUCUCACGAGACUCUCCUGUGGCACCACCGUCGUGGCCACCCCUCCUUGCCCCGUCUUCGGAGCAUGGCUUCCCGUGUCCUUGUCUCUGGUCUUCCCCAGUCUCUCCCUCCUCUCCCCUCCGGGCCAGGACCUUCAUGUAUCCCCUGUGUCGAGGGUCGCCUCCGGGCUACUCCUCACUCCUUGCACUUCCCCCCGACAGAGGCUCCCCUGCAGACGCUUCACAUGGAUGAGUGGGGCCCAGCCCCCGUCCGUGGGCAGGGUUACGAGCGCUACUUCCUGUUGGUGGUUGAGGACUACUCGCGUUACACCACAGUCCUCCCCUUGCGCAGCAAGGGUGCGGUCACUGAGGUGCUGAUCGACUGGAUCCGCGAGGCUCGUCUCCAGCUCAGGAAGAGCUUCGGCUCGGACUUUCCUGUUCUGCGUCUGCACUCGGACAGAGGCGGAGAGUUCUCUUCUCGCCUUCUGCGAGACUACUGUCGUGCACGGGGGAUCCGCCAGACCUUCACGCUUCCGGACUCACCACAGCAAAAUGGGAUUGCUGAGCGCCGCAUUGGCAUGGUCAUGGAUGUCGCUCGUACGUCCAUGAUGCAUGCGGCUGCCCCCCAUUUUCUGUGGCCGUUUGCGGUGAGGUACGCGGCGCAUCAGCUCAACCUUCACCCCCGGGUCUCUCGGUAG
Molecule: messenger RNA, 2217 nt
Organism: Closterium sp. NIES-65
Lineage: Eukaryota; Viridiplantae; Streptophyta; Zygnematophyceae; Desmidiales; Closteriaceae
Source: the annotation of a GenBank genome assembly